AUGUCAGCAGCGUUCAAAAGGUUUCUCAGCGCGAACGAUAUGGUGCGACCUGUCGAAAAGGUCUCUGGUAGCCAGCAAUUGGCUCUUCUCGCUACAGGCGCCAUCUGGACCAGAUGGUCGUUUGUUAUUCGCCCUCAAAAUAUGUUACUUGCGUCGGUCAAUUUUUUGCUAGGAACCGUUGCCGGGCUCCAAAUAAUUAGAAUUUACAACUGGAGAAGAUCUUUAGGAGACUCGCCAAGCGAAACUUUCAAAUACAUCCUCAAUGGAACACCCACGCCUCCUGAGCAGAUCAGUGCCAAACUGCCUGCUCCUGUCGAAUCCUGA
Messenger RNA from Ogataea philodendri, 324 nucleotides. RefSeq lists its product as uncharacterized. The transcript is spliced from 2 exons. Gene Ontology annotation, biological process: pyruvate import into mitochondria. The coding region runs from base 1 to 324 and encodes 107 amino acids. Lineage: Eukaryota; Fungi; Ascomycota; Pichiomycetes; Pichiales; Pichiaceae. Gene Ontology annotation, cellular component: mitochondrial inner membrane. The record is from RefSeq and is a predicted model, not a curated record.